Molecule: messenger RNA, 7962 nt
Organism: Brenthis ino (lesser marbled fritillary)
Lineage: Eukaryota; Metazoa; Arthropoda; Insecta; Lepidoptera; Nymphalidae
Source: the annotation of a GenBank genome assembly
AUGUCGAAGGAAGCUGGAGAGAAUCUGCCUGAAGAGCAGGCAGAUGCUGCACUACCUGAAGAAGCUCAUGGUGGUGCAGAUGCAACAGAAGGUACUGCUGAAGAACAUGCUGAAGAUAUGGAGCAAACUGCAGUAAAGAUAGAUGAAGUUACGAGGAAAAUGUCAAGAAAGCAAUCUGUAUACCCAGCCACGCCAGGAGUAUCUACUCAAAUUGUUGAUAUAGAUAGGACUGCCCUGGAAGCUAUUCUUGAUGUCUCCUCAAGGUUAAAAGAUAUUCAAAAGAAAAGUAGAGUUUCUAUGAGUACUUUGGGUUUAGCUCAUGAGUCGUACAAGGAUAAACAAGCUAAAGCGAAAGAGGCUCGUAAUAACAGAGUAGGGGGAUUGAAAUCACAAAGCAGGUUUUUACUAGAAAAUGCGGCUGCGAUUUUAAACAAACCUGUAGAAUAUGUUUUGGACGGUGUAUAUGAUGCGGAUAUCCAUAUUGAUAUUUUAGAUAGCGCCUUAGUCGAAGGUGGCAGGAAUUGCUUCGUUCUUUGCGAUGCUUUUUUACCGCCACUAAAAAUGGAAUCUGGUCGAUUUGUCCCUAAUCAAAAGGGAAAAAUGGAAAGAACCUAUAUAUCAGAUGCGGCUACAAUAGGAACUGAAGGGAUGUGCGUUGCAAUGUACAGAAUUAAAAAUAAAGCUAUUGACAUGAAAACGGUUGCAGAUGAUUAUUACUUGGUCGUUUUUGAUAUGAAUCAAGAAAAAGAAAAUGUAGUUUCUGGUAUAUUUAAAACAAUGCAACGUGUAUAUGUUCCUGCAUUACAAGCGUGUCAAGCUUGGGGUGAUCUCAAUCCUCCUAAUCCAAAGAGCAAAGACAUUAUUAAAUCUUAUAUAUCGAAGAUAAUGUUGUUUAUUGACUAUUUAGCUAAAACUAAAAUAGACUUGGAUUGUUGCACAAAGUUUAAAAUAAAUUUGAUAUUGUAUGAGGAAGAAUUAGCUGAUCAGGAGAAAAUGAAACACGCAAUUACAAAAACUCAUGUACUGGAGGAGAUUUGUUCAUUUGUAAAACAGUGGGUCAAACAGAUUAUGAUGGUUUUAGUACAAAGCCAGCAGUUGCGUAGAGAGCCGUCUAAUAUCGGACCGUUAGCAGAACUAGAUCAUUGGCGCCGUCAGUUAACCUCCUUCACUUCAAUUAUAGAGCAUAUUAAAAGCGACCCUUGUCAAAUGUAUAUACACACGCUAAUACGUGCCAAGUCCAAGCUACUAAAGAAAUGGAGGCUUAUAGACAAUCAAGUAACCGAUUACUAUAAUGAAGCUUUUGAUAAUGUGAAAUAUUUAUACGCUUUGGAAAAAUAUUGUGAACCUCUCUACAGAUGUGAUCCUGUAACAAUGCAGCAGUUUAUUCCGGGGUUGUUAUAUACAGUACGAAUGGUUUACGCAACUUCUCGUUACUAUAACACUACAAAGCAGAUAUCCACUCUAUUAGUUAAAGUAACAAAUCAGAUAUUAAACAUGUGCAUGGAGUAUUUAACAAAUAGCGGCAGAAAGACUAUCUGGAAUCAAGAUAAACUGAAUUUUAUUAAGAAGGCUAAGAUUGUAGAUCUCUUCCAGACCUAUAUAACUUAUUAUGUGUUGAACAAAACAACUCUAGAAGGUAUUGAAGAAUAUGCGGUAAUCUUUAAUAAACUGUUUAAGACAAUAUCCACUAAAACCUAUGAUGCUUUGGAUCACAGGCGACCAGAUUUCGAUAAAGAUUACAAAGCGUAUAAAGACGCUGUUGCUACACAGGAAUUGUUGCUGGAAAAUUUUAUGAUCUCGAGUGUAAACAAAUGCCCGACUACGGAGAUAGCUCUACAUUUACUUGAGAGAUUCAAAAAGCUCGACCUUGAGUGCUUGUAUCUUGAAGACCAAUAUUACGAUUUAAUCAGCAAAUACACUGGCGAGAUUGAAUCUAUACGUGAUAGAUAUAAUGAAGAACGCGAAAAUCCUGACCUCCCAAGGAAUAUGCCGCCGGUAUCUGGCAGAGUGAUGUGGAUACGUUUCUAUGAUAAAAAUAUAAAACAUCCCAUGAAAGAGUUUAUGAAACACCAUGAAGUCAUCACUCAUAUGGCAAAUGUACCUGAUACGGCCCAAGUAGUGGCUUUUUGCAAAGACAAAAUAUUUGCAGAUUAUGAACGCAUUAAAUUCCUGGUGGAUCGCAACAAUCAGAUUAGGAGGAGUAUGCCCAAAUUAUAUCUACCAUUAUUACGCGCCCAACUAAUAAAAUUGGACAAUGCGUUUCAACCCGGGCUCUCUAUCAUUACGUGGACUUCUUUAGAAAUACCUUCUUAUUGUGAUAACAUCGAAAGGAUAUUGGAUGAAGUGGAUUUAUUUGUUAAGGAGGUCGUGGAUAUGAAAGAAGCUCGUAUAGAUGCCAUAUUACAAUCAAUAACCAAAACUUUAUUAGUGUACUUGCCAAAGAAAGCUGUCGAUCCGAACAAUUUCUAUGAAGAAAAUUUUGUAAGACGUGACGAAAUAGCAAACGAUUUACAGCAAAAAUCAUGGAAUGCUGAAGUUGCUGUGAUAGAAUUAAUAAAUAAAUUUCUGGACAGCGUCCCGUCUCAGCAAAUACGAGAUCUUAAAGAUAAUUGGCUCGACAUCGAUAAAGCUCUGAAACAAGUGACGUCAGCAACAAGAGUUUUUCCUGAAGACGCAGCUUUCAUGGAAAUUGAGAACCCUGAUAGAUUCGAACCUAUGCAUGCAAUAAAUGAAUGUAACGAACUGUUUGCUUACUUUGCAACAAAGUGCUUAGAGUCUCUUAUCAAAUGUACUAGACAAAGCUUGGAUCUAUUGCGGAAAAGAGCGUCCGUGUCCAGUUUCCUAACAAUGACUACUGACCCAGAGGAACAAAAGAAAUUGAAACCGUUGAUGUUAACUAUGAUGUAUUUAGAGAUACCAAAAAUUUUAAUAAAACCGACUUUAGAAGAGAUUCAAUCUGCAUUUUCUCAGGUAGUGUUAAAUUGUAUAAUGGACAUACAUCGUAACGUGUUCAUGUGGGGUCAACAAGAGCUCAUCAAAAAAGAAAAGCUAAAAGGGAACUCCCUUACUGUUGCUAGGAGUGUUAGUGCGGGAUCUAGAUCCGGUUCAAACAUAGUAGGAAUUAGAAAUUAUUUCCGAAUGGUCUCAGAACAUAAGGACAUUGUUCGCGCGGUCAUGGCCUUGCAGGGAAUGAUGUAUAUGUUCAAACCAGACAUUCAGAAAUUAUUAAAUGGUUAUACGAGAUUUUCUCAUUUAUGGGAUGAAAAUAGAGUACGCAAGGUCCAAGACUUCGUCGAUACUAAUCCAAUGAAUGUCAUAAUACGAGAUAUGUUCAAGCAAUAUGAAAAUCAAACUGAGGAAGUUUUGAAUCUACCCGAGAGACAUAUUAUAGGAUCCAUUCAAAUUGACAUGGAAAAAAUUAAAUUAGCUUUACAUAUUGAGUCUGUUGAAUGGAAGAGAAUCUUGGGCAAAUUACUAAGUCAAGCAUAUAAGGAAAGAGUGUUAAAAUUGAUGCAAUUUAUUAAGGAUAGAAUGAAGACGAUGAGCAAGAAAAUUAAAGAUUUAGACGAUGUCAGAGUCGCAAUGCUUUGCUUGGAAAUGAUUCGCGAGGAAUUUAUUGGAAUGGAUGUAGAAUUGGAUCUCAUCGAAGAAAGUUAUGCCACUUUUGCUCAUUUUAAUAUAGACAUACCUAAAGAAGAUGCGGAUAUGGUGUAUGGCUUACGAUAUGCUUUUCAGAAUAUGUUGCUAACUGCUCAACAAGUCCAACAACGGAUAGUAGAUAUGCAAGGUCCUUUGCAAAAGGAGUUGAGCGAAGGCGUGUCAGUUUUCAAUACAGAUGUGUUGAAAUUUGAUGCUGAUUAUGAAGCUUUUGGUCCCAUGACUCCGGGGCUCACUGCGAGAGAGGCUAGUGAUAGAGUAAUAAUGUUCCAAUCGAGAUUUGAUGAGCUGUGGCGGAGGUUCGAAAUGUAUUCUAACGGUGAGAAGCUGUUUGGUAUGGAAGUGAAAGAUUACCCUAUACUUCACCAAAAGAGGAAAGAAUUUAAUUUACUUAGCAAAUUGUACAGUUUGUAUCUAGCCGUAAUGAACUCAAUAGACGGUUACUUUGAAACGCCGUGGGUAGCUAUAGAUAUUGAACAAAUCGUCGCGCAGUUGGCAGAGUUUGAUCUGAGAUGUCGUAAAUUACCGCGUGGAAUGAAAGAUUGGCCAGCUUUCAUUGAUUUGAAGAAUAAGAUUGAUGAUUUUAAUCAAACUUGUCCUUUACUUGAAUUAAUGGCAGAUAAGUCCAUGAAAGAUCGUCACUGGAAGAGGCUGGAGAAACUUAUGAAUUGCGUGUUGGAUGUUGAGUCGGAAACAUUUACUUUAGCUAACGUAAUGGAAGCUCCGUUACUUAAGUAUAAAGAAGAUGUCGAAGAUAUAUGUAUCAGUGCGGUAAAAGAGAAAGAUAUUGAAGCGAAAUUAAAACAAGUAAUAGCGGAUUGGGCGGUUGUAGAUCUGACUUUCGCUCCAUUUAAGAAUCGCGGGGAGUUACUGAUUAAACCGCAGGAGACACUCGAUAUUAUAACGAUGUUGGAAGACUCUCUAAUGAUUCUUAACUCGUUAGCGUCUAAUAGGUAUAAUGCGCCGUUCAAAAGAGAUAUAUUACUCUGGAUCAAUAAGUUGGUGGGCACCACAGAUAUAUUAGAGAAGUGGCUCCAAGUGCAGAAUUUAUGGAUGUACUUGGAAGCUGUGUUUGUUGGCGGUGAUAUUGCAAAACAGUUACCGGCUGAGGCAAAAAGAUUUGCGACUAUUGACAAGACUUAUGUAAAGAUAAUGUACCGAGCCAGAGAUAUAGUGAACUGUGUUGAGACAUGCGUGUCUGAUGAUACAUUGAAGCAACUCCUGCCCCACCUCAUAGAACAGUUAGAAGCCUGCCAGAAAUCCUUGACUGGAUAUUUGGAGACCAAGCGAUUAAUAUUUCCAAGAUUCUUCUUUGUAUCAGAUCCAGUGCUCUUGGAGAUAUUGGGUCAAGCGUCCAAUCCUCAUUCAAUACAGCCUCAUCUACCAAGUAUAUUCGAUGCAAUAUACACUGUUGAUUUCGAUGACAAAGAUCGUAUAGUAAAUAUGAACUCCGACAACGGUGAAACAAUUCCUUUAGACCAUCCCGUUAAUUGCAUAGGUGGUGUUGAGAUAUGGCUUAAUUCAUUGCUAGACACUAUGAAAGACACGGUACGUAAUAUAAUCGCUAAUAUAUCACAAACAAUGGCCGGUGAUCCAGAGUUUGAAUUCUUGGUCGGAUUUUGGAAUUUCCCUGGUCAGGCAAGUCUUCUGGGCAUGCAAAUAUUAUGGACGAGUGAUGCCGAAUAUGCUCUAAAGAAAGCAAGAGUCGAUAAGUUCAUUAUGAGACUUACAAAUCAAAAGAAUCUGGAUUUACUAAAUGGACUGAUUGAUCAAACAGUUAAAGAUUUGGUGCCGCUAGAUAGAACUAGGGUAGAAACGAUGAUUACUAUUCAUGUCCAUCAACGGGAUAUAUUUGAUGAUUUAGUAAGAAUGAGGAUUAAAAGUCCAGGGGACUUUGAAUGGCAAAAACAAGCUCGUUUCUAUUAUUUUGAAGAUAGCGAUGAUUGCAUUGUAUCUAUUACUGAUGUAGAUUUUAUAUAUCAGAACGAAUACCUAGGUAUAACUGAGCGGCUGGUGAUCACGCCGCUCACGGACCGCUGCUACAUCACGCUGUCGCAGGCCAUCGGCAUGAGCAUGGGAGGCGCGCCCGCCGGCCCCGCCGGCACCGGCAAGACCGAGACCACCAAGGACAUGGGCCGCACGCUCGGGAAACUCGUCAUUGUCUUCAAUUGUUCUGAUCAGAUGGACUUUAGAGGACUAGGUCGUAUAUACAAGGGCUUGGCGCAGUCCGGCACGUGGGGGUGCUUCGACGAGUUCAACCGCAUCGAGCUGCCGGUGCUGUCGGUGGCGGCGCAGCAGAUACACAUCUGCCUUACUGCGCGCCGAGAGAAGAAGGAAUUCUUUAUUUUCAGCGAUGGCGACACAGUAAGCUUAAACCCUGAGUUCGCUUUUAUAAUCACAAUGAACCCAGGCUACGCCGGCAGGCAAGAGUUGCCGGAGAACUUAAAAAUUCAAUUCCGUUCUGUAGCCAUGAUGGUCCCUGAUAGACAGAUUAUUAUAAGAGUUAAGUUGGCCAGCUGCGGAUUCAAAGAUAACAUAUUGCUUGCCCGAAAAUUCUUUACUCUAUAUAAACUUUGUGAGGAACAAUUAUCCAAACAAGUGCAUUAUGAUUUCGGGCUUCGAAAUAUCCUGUCCGUUUUAAGAACAAUGGGUUCUCAAAAGCGAGCGAAUCCUGAGAGCACCGAAGAGAAUAUCAUGAUGAGAGUGUUAAAGGAAAUGAAUGUGUCGAAACUGGUGGAUGAAGAUGAGCCGUUAUUUAUAUCUUUGAUUGAGGAUUUGUUCCCCGGAAUCAAACUCAGUCAAACGUCGCACAAGGAUAUGCAACGAGCCAUAGGAAUAGUAACAGAACGGACGGGUUUAAUCAAUCAUCCGGAGUGGAAUCUGAAGAUCAUACAGUUGUACGAGACGUCGCUGGUGCGGCACGGCCUCAUGACGAUGGGCCCCGCCGGCGCCGGCAAGACCACCUGCAUACACACGCUGAUGGCCGCGCUCACCGAACUUGGGAAACCUCAUAAGGAGAUGAGGAUGAAUCCCAAGGCAAUAACAGCACCUCAAAUGUUCGGUCGCUUAGAUGUAGCCACUAAUGACUGGACUGAUGGAAUAUUCUCUACAUUGUGGCGAAGAGCUUUGAAGGUUAAAAAAUCGGAUACCACAUGGAUUGUUUUAGAUGGUCCAGUAGACGCGGUCUGGAUAGAAAAUCUAAACUCAGUGUUAGAUGAUAAUAAAACGUUAACACUAGCAAACGGCGAUCGUAUCUCCAUGGCUCAGAACAGCAAGCUCGUGUUCGAGCCCGAUAAUGUGGAUAAUGCCUCGCCCGCGACCGUUAGUCGUAUGGGCAUGGUGUUUCUAUCAUCAUCUGUUCUCAAAUGGCAGCCUAUAUUGGAGGGAUGGCUUAAAACGAGACCGCAAAAAGAAGCUGAUGUUUUUAGAACAGCGUUCAAUAAAGUAUACGACGACGUACAUUCUUUCGUACAACAAAAGCUUCCCGCCAAAAUGAAGCUUUUAGAAGCUAUUUACAUACGACAAUGUAUCGAUGUGCUGAUGGGAUUGUUGCGAAUUGAAAUACCGGGCGGAAAGUUACACACAGACCGUCACCUAGAGAGACUGUUCGUGUUCGCGAUGAUGUGGUCGCUGGGCGCCGCGCUGGAGCUGGACGCGCGCCAGCGCAUGGCGGAGUACAUGACCCGGCUGCCGGCGCGCGUGGAGUGGCCCGGCGGCGGCGCGCGCGCGCGCGAGUGGCUCAUGCCCUUCGAGUACAUGGUCAACGAGGCCGGCCUCUGGCAGCACUGGUCUGAAAGUGUCGAAGGCUUCAUUUAUCCUCCCGAUAGCGUACCAGAAUAUGCAUCUAUACUUGUUCCUAACGUAGACAACGUGUGUAUAUCGUUCCUAAUCGAUACCAUCGCCAAACAAAAUAAAGCCGUUUUACUAAUCGGGGAACAAGGAACUGCUAAGACUGUCAUGCUGAAGAGUUAUAUGGCCAAAUAUGAUAAUGAAGUCAAGUUGUUUAAGAUGAUCAACUUCUCUUCAGCUACGACACCAAAUAUGUUCCAAAGAAUAAUAGAGUCGUAUGUUGAGAAACGUGUAGGAAUGACUUAUGGACCACCGGGCGGUAGAGCCAUGACGGUGUUCGUGGAUGAUAUUAACAUGCCUGUUGUAAAUGAGUGGGGAGAUCAGGUUACGAACGAAAUAGUUCGGCAAAUGAUGGAGUGCGGGGGCUUUUAUUCUCUCGACAAACCGGGAGAUUUCUUUAUAAUUGCAGAUAUACAGAUGUUCGGAGCCAUGAUACACCCUGGUUGGUUAUUGUUA